AUGGUCUACGAGGAGCUAAAGUUGGCGCAAUUCCCAAAUUGUACUGUAUUAAUAUUCUUGUUUACUGGUGUUGAUACCCCCGUACUUAAACAAGUUAAAGAACAACUCAUCUCUGGCAAUAAAGAUUAUGACUUUUGCUUCUUAAACCCACAGCAUAUUAUAUCAUUAGAACAUUUGUACAGUUCUAUACAUAAAGCAGUUUUGAAUCAUGAAUUCGGCAAUAUGAGAGCUAAAACAUUGAACACUGAAAUUAUUUUUAAUUUAUCACCAAUAAAUAAUAUUAUGGAUGCAUUGAAGAGGUUUGGUGUUGAUGAAGCAUGUCCCAAUUUAAUCACAAUAAAGGUAUUACCUACGUCAGAGUGUAAUGAAAUAGCAUUUAAAGACUUAAACGAUCACCUUUUAAAAAUAUUAAGUACUAACGAUUCACAUAAUCCUCGAUUAAAUAACGAAAUCAUCUUUGAUUCGUUGGUUGAUUUGAAGAAGUUAAAGAAGGUUUAUAAGUUAAAUGAUGCCAAGUUUUCAAAAGAUGAAUCUGACUUACAAGGUGAGUUGACUCGAUUAGCAAUUGGUGCGUGUCAGUUGAGAGGUUGUUAA
Molecule: messenger RNA, 594 nt
Organism: Debaryomyces hansenii CBS767
Lineage: Eukaryota; Fungi; Ascomycota; Pichiomycetes; Serinales; Debaryomycetaceae
Exons: 1
Coding region: 1-594 (197 amino acids)
Biological process (GO): telomere maintenance via recombination; tRNA threonylcarbamoyladenosine modification
Cellular component (GO): cytosol; nucleus; EKC/KEOPS complex
Source: RefSeq, a predicted model, not a curated record